AUGAAUUGUACAACGAAGGUAGUGCAGGUGACGAACGUGUCGCCAAGCACAACAUCCGAGCAGAUGCGAAUGCUGUUCGGGUUUCUUGGAACCAUUGAAGAACUCAAAUUGUUUCCACCAGAGUAAGUAGCUGCUUCAUAUUUGUUUAACGGUUGUCGCUAGCUAGAUACAGUUGUUAAUUUAGUUAAUCACUUCCUACCAGUUUGUGAUUUGAUUUUUUUCAAUGUAGUAUUAUUAACAAUGCUAACGUUAGCAUCAGGAGGCCCCAUUUCUGGCGGUCUAAGGCGAAACAUUAACUAAUGUUAGUUGGCUAACAAUAGGUUGGUUAGAUACUUCGGGGAUGUUUUGCUAUAUACAAUCGACUAUGCUGUCGCUAGCGAACUAACUAGUUAACUACAGAAACGUUUUUUAUUGCAGUGAAUCGCCUCUGCCAGUGACGUCGCGUGUGUGUUUUGUGAAGUUUCAAGAAUCAGAGUCGGUGGGGGUGUCUCAACAUCUGACCAACACCGUCUUCGUGGACAGGGCGCUGAUCGUCGUCCCUUUUGCCGAAGGUUGGUGUUUUGUUCUCCCGCUUCUGUAUGAAUGAUCCUUGAUUGUAUGGAUUGUAUGACGUAGUGAUGGGAGAGUGAAGCCUGACGCCCCAUUGAUUUCAGGAUGGAGUUCUAUGAGCCUGUGGUUUUAACCACUAUUAAGCAUGUAUCCUAACUAUUUCAGAUUAUAUUUAUUUCACUUGCUUUGGCAAUGUAAACAUAUGUUUCCCAUGCCAAUAAAGCCCAUUGAAUUGAAUAGUAUCCAUUUUUUAUCUGACAAGCCUAUCUGAUUCUGUGAUCAAUGAUGCCAUGCCACUCUCCUUGUCCUAUCUUGUACGAUCCUUCUGUUAAUUGCAAUGAGAGAGGUGUCUAUACCGGCUCUCUCAACCCAGACCCUUGAUAUACUGUGGAACUAAAGACCAAACCUAUAACCAUACACAUAUUAUGUCAUGUAUAAAGCUUCUGCCACACUGUAAGGUCAUAAUGCCAUCCAUGAUGCAUUAUUAAUCCUUGUAGUAAUCACCAGAGCCAAUUCUUUGUACCCCCUCCACCAGUAAGCACAGUAUACCAAGGUCUGCUUUAGGGACUGGGACUUGCUCCGAAAGAGAGGGCUGAACAAGCCCAGACCACGGGCAGACAGACGCACCUCCUCAAAAGAAAGCUGAGAUUAACUUACAUGUAUAUAAAAACUUAACCAUGCUUUUUAUUUUCUCCCCCAUAUUGGACUAUCCUCUAAACUUCUCUCUGUUAUUUGUGUGUGUGAUUUGUUGUAGUGGAGAAGGCAAAAGCAGAGCCCCCUCCUUGAUGGCUGAAAGUGGUCCUCUGCCUGCCAACAGGGGAUUGUAGACAUUUACAAAAGGCCAGCAAGCGUUCAAGCAGCCCCCCCAGACCCUUCUCUUUCUCUUUUUUCCUGUGUCUUUUCUUCUCUCUUUCUCUCUCAUUUUCUCUUCUCUAGGGUAUUUUAGUUUACAUUUAAUGCGGUAGCAUAGAUAUUACUGUUAAUGCUAUAAUGCAUAUCACAUGUAUUACACAACAUUUUACUUGACUGCUCACAAGUACAUAUUUAUCAAAAUAGGUGUGUUAAUAAUCUGACCUGUAUAAUGUCCAAUCUGGUUUUCUCAUUUUAUCCAAGUGGUAAGAAGAAAACCAUAGCAGAAUAACUGAACAGUAAAGUAUACACAUCUCAAUAACACAGCUAUUGGUAUACCUACAUUUCCUACUUUUUUCACCUUUAGCGUUAAGGCACUUCCUGGUUUUGGGAAUUGGGUGACCAAUAUAGUAUCCAAUUUAAAUUGAGCAAAAAUUACAUGCACUCACUUACCACGCUGUCCCUGAAAUUGGCAUAUUCAAAUAGCUAGUCUGUGUGUUUUCAAUGUUGACCAGUGAUACUGUACUUUAAGGUUCCUGACUGUAUCUAGUUGUUAAGAUAUCCACCCCACAUGGCAAUGGCAACUGGUUCAGUGCUCUCUCUUUAACAGUGGUCUUUCUUUUUUGUUGUUGUGUUUUACAGUUAUUUUUCCUGGCUCAGCCAGUCCUGUAUACCAGGCCCCGCUGAAAAUACCACCCAACCGUUUUGUCUCCUGCAGCUAAAUUCUCUCCCCCAUGUGCCCUUUUUAAAUGUUUGUUUGUGUGUGUGUGUGUGUGUAUGUAUGUAUGUGUGUGUGUCUUCUGUAAAAAAUGUUACUUUUGCCAUUGUGUCUUGAUUAAGAUAUUGUAUGUUUUCUUUUUUAGGUAGCAAUGGCAACAUUGAGAUCUGAAACCAUAUAUAUGUAUAUAUUUUUUUUUUCUGAGCCCUAUGUUAGGCAAACAAGCUAAUCUAAUGUUGCCAAGUUGAUUUUACACUUAAUCAAAAGGCAUUGGUUCAUUUGUUGCAUAUUUGAUACAGUGACAGGUAAGGUUAUUGGGGAGCGUAGAUAUCACCUACCCAAAAUGUUAAUGCUAGCUAGGUUAUUUUUCUACUUAUUACUGUAUUGCUGGUAAGUAGUAGAAACUGUCAGACUGUGCAGUAUUCGCUGUUGAUCUCCAACUCUCUGAAACUCUUUUUGUUUUGUGUAUCUCGAUUUUUCUCUGUGUGCUCCUUAGUAGUGAAGCCGCCAACGUGAGUCGCUUGUUCAAUCUAUAUGAAAAUUGAGAGCACACCCCACUGGAGAAGCCGCUGUGCUAGCUAACGUUUGGUUCAUGACUUAAAAAACACGUUCAGGUGAUACAAUCUUGGCAGUGUUCACUGGAGUAGUGUGUAUUGUGAUAUACUAGUUUCCCAAUCUUAGUUAUUGUUCUAUCUACAAUGAUUAAAAGAAUAAAGGGAACAAACCUUCUCAAAUCUAGCAGCUAUCAAAGGUAACAGUAUUGAAACCUGUACAAAUGUUUGUUUGAAGAAUACUUGAGCAAGUCAUCUUUGUUUUUUUUGUUUUGUUUUUCAAAAUGUCUCCUUUUUAGUAGAGUCUAGACGUAGACGUUCCCUUCUUCCCCUAAUGCCUGUUUGGUUUUUCUGUAGGUGUUAUCCCGGAGGAGGCUAAAGCUUUGUCACUGCUGGCGCCAGCAAAUGCUGUUGCAGGGAUUCUGCCCGGGGGAGGUCUCCUUCCAACACCAAACCCCAUGUCUAAUCCACAGGUAGGACUUCUCCCAACACCAAACCCCAUGUCCUAUCCACAGGUAGGUCCUCAGCACAGAGAUACAAUGUGUAAUUGUUCUAUUUAAAUUCUGUGAUCCUUAAGUUAAUAAAAUUAAACAUCUGUCUUAAUGACUAUAUCGACAAUGAAAGGGUUAAUGAUGUGCUGUUGUUUUUUUAGAUGGGUGGCAAUCCUUUCGGUGGUCCCUCCAUGGAUGCGAUGGCAGCGUUCGGGUUUCCAAACCCCAAUAUGAAUAUGAACCCCCAGGUGAGUGUUGGCUUGAAAUCUGGUGAUAUUUUUGUGUGUACACACAAAUGCUGGUGUUGAAGGGAGAUGUUUAAAUUAUAUCAGAUUUCUAACUUGUAUAUUAUAUAUUUCACACUUCUUCCCCACAGUCUUUUCCUACUGACCAGCUUCUGAAGUUUAUGUCGCAGGUGGAUCCAAAGUAAGUCAUCAUGCCUCUAGAAAAUUACCAUUACAAGACAUCAAACUAGCUGGCAUCCCGUGUGUUCUAAUUAAGCAAUAAGGCCUGAGGAGGUGUGGUAUAGAGCCAAUAUACCAUGCCUAAGGGCUGUUCUUAUGCAUGGAGUGCCUAGAUACAGCCCUUAGCAGUGGUAUAUUGGCCAUAUACCACAAACCCGGGGUGCCUUAUUGCUAUUGUAAACCGGUUACCAACAUAAAUAUGACAGUAAACAAGUACUUUUGUGUCAUACCCAUAGUAUAUGGUCUGAUAUACACACGGCUGGAAUGCCUAUCAGCAUCUAGGACCCAAACUACCCGCUUUAUAAUCACCACUAAAUAAUGUCCUCUUCUUCAGAAUGAACCACAUGGGUGUAGGGAUGAACAUGAACAUAAACAUGAAUCCGGGCCUGAAGGCAGACUCCUCCAACAAAGAGAUAGAAGAGGCCAUGAAGAGGGUCAGAGAGGCCCAGUCACUAAUCUCUGCUGCCAUCGAGCCUGGGAGUGAGUAGUCAAAGCAUUGCAUCUCCAAAAGACACAUUACAUCUCUGAUAAAUUACUGGUAGCCCUAGCUAAAAGCUAUUAUUUGCUGUACCAAAGUAAUUUAAUGUUUUGUUUAUGCAGACAAGGAGAGCAAGAGGAAGCACUCACGUUCCAGGUCCAGGUCUAGACGCAGAAGGUCCCGCUCUCGCUCCAGACACAGGUGAACACAAACUCUGUUCUGACAAAUCAUUUGGAUUGUGUUAAAAAUAGAGUACGUAUUUUUUAAUAAAUGUUUCAUAUUGAGGGUAGAGAUUGAUGUUGUGUUUGUGUGAUCUGCAGGCGUUCAAAGAGCAGGUCAAGGAGACGCUCGCACUCCAGGAGCAGGAGACGCUCCAAGAGCCCCCGAAGGAGGAGUGGGAGGUCCCACUCCAAAGACAGGAGCAGACCAUCACCAAGCAAAUCCAGGUGAGCCACAGAGCACAGACUUGACCCAUUCUUAAUCCUCAAGCUGCACAAUCAGAACUUCCGAGACAGCCCUGCGAUUACUGUCUACCUCCUAAUCACAACUCUAAUCCCAAUAUAUACAAUAACAAAUAUUGAUCAGAUGUAACUAACUUGUGUCUCUGAUCCACAGGGAUAGGAAGAAAGAGGAGCGGGAUAAAAAGCGCUCUAAAACACCUCCGAAAAGCUACAGUACUGCCAGGAGGUCUCGCAGUAUCGAUCGGUUAGUGCAGCUUUCAUUGGUCAGAGCCACAUGUCUGACUUGUGGCUCUGUUUCACCAUGCUGUCCCAACAUGUUGUUGAUUGGUCAGAUAUUUACAAAAAUGUUUCAUGCUGUUGAGUAUAGAAGGCGGAGAAGGAGUCGCAGUGCCAGCCGAUCUCCUAAGAAAUCCCCCAAGAGGAAAGUCUCCAGGACUCCCUCUCCUAGAAGGUUGGUGUUUUGGUGAUCUCGAUCCUCGUGAUUCUCAUAGAACGAGAAUUUCCUAAGUCAACACAUUUUCAAUAUAAUGUCAGUAGUAUUUUAUUGCUAUUUUGAGACUGAAACUGAUAAGACAUUUUGUUUACAAAGUGUAACUGUAAAUGCCCUCAGAACAAUCAAAUAAAUACUUUUUUAGAUUUUAAUUUCAAGUUUUUUAAAAAAGUAACCUGGAAAUAAGCCAUUUUAGACUGUCUACUACUACACUUAUCUUUGGAUUUGGAGACUUUGUUUCAGAAGCUUUUAACUCUCCUCUCCCUACAGACAUAAGAAGGAGAAGAAGAGGGACAAGGAAAGAGAGAAGGACCGUGAGCGCAGGAGCGAUAAAGACCGCAGUCGGGAUGAACGGAAGGAAAAGAAAGAAAGGUGUAAAGACAAGGAAAGAGAAAGGGAGAAAACUGAUGGAGAGAAAGGAGAUGUGAAGGUCAGCACCAAUGACUGAAAAUGAUUUGUCUUAUGUUAUACAAGUUAUGUAAGAUGUGUAGGAUGUCCAUGUUGAUUUUUACUCCCGCUUUCUUCCUUCUGUAUUUUCACCUCUGUUAGAGAUCUAGCGUUUACUCGCUGUAUUUGAAAGAAUAACAAGUCAUAUGAAAUGAGUUUCCAAAAUGGUAAACUUAGUCAUUUCAAAUUUCCUUAGAUGUCUUUGCAGGUCACCAGAGACUAUGAUGAGGAAGAGCAGGGCUACGACAGUGAGAAGGAGAGGGAGAGGCUGGACAAGAAGGAUUCCGACCAGGACUCCGGAGCCCAGUCUACUCACUCGGUGGAAGGCAAUGGCACUGGGUUUUCCAAAGUCAAUGGAGACGAUCAUCGCGAAGAGGACGACAUGGAUGUCAGUGAUUGAGUCACCCAAUAAUAGAGACAUAUGCAUAGAUCUCUAUGUACCCAACCCUCCAUUGUACCAAACCCUCCAUGCCCCAUUGAGCUUACUGUAUACAUGCUUCAAUCAACUCAACUCCAUCCCUCUUUAUCUCAAUUUAAUUGUUUGUUUUUCUUUUGGAUUGACUAGACAAAAUAGAUCAAUUAGAAGAUUAACUGAAAGAGUAACCUUAAGAUUUUUCUGUUUUGUCAUAAUUUUCUGUAUGUAUUAUAAUUAUUUUGUCCUAUUUUGUUGGUGAAAAAAGUAUGGUUGGUUGAAAGGUUUAUUGCUGUAAUUUGAAAGUGGAUACUAUUUGAUGUGUGCAACCUGCAACUUCAUUUUCUUUUUUUAAGCAUAUGGCUUACAUGAUGAUAAUGACAUUUGCGUAUCUAGUUUCUACACAUUGCUAGGAGCAGAAUCAGCCAGUUACACUGCUUGACAUUCACUAUGUCCAUUUUCAUCAGACAACAUGGCUGCUAUAUAGAACAGUUUGCUGUGGACUUAGCUUUUUAUUCUUGAGCGUCUGUACUGAAGUCGCCUCAAUAAAUUCACCAUCUACUAUUUUCUGUUACUCCUAUACGUGGUAUAUUGUGUUUAUAUCCCAUCCGUUAUUAUACGGAAGAUGUAUACUUAUACUGAGUCUUGUGGUGCUAUAAUAACCUGUCCAUAUCUCACCUAUUCACAAUACCCAGUAGAUCUAAUGCUUGUUGCUAUUCUUAUAAGUUUGUAUUGUUUUAUCAGUGAUGUUCUUUUUUAUGUACAAUAAAAACCUGGGAAAGAUUUGA
Molecule: messenger RNA, 6698 nt
Organism: Coregonus sp. 'balchen'
Lineage: Eukaryota; Metazoa; Chordata; Actinopteri; Salmoniformes; Salmonidae
Source: the annotation of a GenBank genome assembly